Messenger RNA from Halichondria panicea, 2037 nucleotides. Its product is annotated as kelch-like protein 18. Bases 105 to 1853 code for a protein of 582 amino acids. NCBI's taxonomy places the organism in Eukaryota, Metazoa, Porifera, Demospongiae, Suberitida, Halichondriidae. The transcript has 3 exons. The record is from RefSeq and is a predicted model, not a curated record. Gene Ontology annotation, molecular function: protein binding.
CAGCCCCGGAAUGUUUAUCAAUGUGUGCUGUACCAGGAAACCAUCAGGUAUCAUUAGCGCUAUAGCAAGCCUGUGUGCAUGCUGCUACAGUGACUGUGAGGGACAUGGAGAAAGGAUCAAGCUACACACAUGUUAAGGAAGAUCUGAGGCUCACAAACUGCAAAGAGAUCGAGGAGCUAUGGAGACAGAGAGCACUUUGUGAUGUGAAUCUGAUGGUGCUAAACAGCCACGACACUCCACUGCUCUCCAUACCAGCCCAUAGACUGGUACUAGCUGCUUCUAUUCCAUACUUCAAGGCUAUGUUCACCAAUUGCAUGCAAGAGUCUGUACAAAGUGAAGUUGUUCUCAAAGAUGUAGAUGCUAACAGUGUGAAGCUUCUCGUCAGUUUCGUCUACACUACAAAACUGGAAAUCACCGAAGACAACGCUCAAGGUCUUCUAUCAACUGCAAGUCUGUUCGAUCUCCCCGAAAUUGUAGCAGUUUGUGCUCGAUUCAUUUCAAAGCACUUGUCUCCGGCAAAUUGUCUCGGUAUACUGAAGUAUGCUCAAUUGUUCAACCUCAAAGAUCUUGUAUCGGCCUCGACCAAAUUUCAGCUUCAGCACUUUGUACAGAUGUCUAGAAAAGACGAAUUUCUUGAACUCAGCUUUGAGGAAGUCGAAGAGCUUGUUAGAGGAGACCAGAUCACGAUAGAAUCCGAAGAAGAUGUUUAUUAUGCAGUCACAAGAUGGAUUGAAUGUGACCAGGACAGGGAGAGAUACAUUGUACCAUUAUACAAUCAUGUCAGAUUUCCGAUCCUCCAGCCAAACUUUCUGAGCACAGUUGUGAUGCUCAACUCCUCGCUCUCACAAGUGUACGAAGUGAAGGUGAUGAUUCAAGAAGCACUCGAUUACCACGAAAAUCCAGCCUCUGUGCUUUUAUUUUCCAACCCCAAGAAAACACAGCCUCGAAGCUCACUCAUGGGAGUCAUCUGUCUCGUCGGAGGAUCGGGGGACUCUGGCCAGUCGAUGAUGGAUGUCUCGUUCUUCAACCCCCACGAAAAGAAAUGGAGAAUGGGUCCAAAGAUGCUCCAACGCCGCUCUCGUUUGGCACUCGUGUUAUUCAAAGGGGAACUGUACGCUAUUGGUGGAACAGACAUCACUGAGCCUCACAAGACUGUCGAGAAAUAUUCGCCCCUGUCGAAUGCUUGGGUGAAGGUUGCUGCUCUCAAUACGGCACGAAGAAGCUGCUCUGCUGUUGUUACACCACAAGGGAUUUUAGUAUUAGGAGGAUUCAGUGGAUCGGCGUAUCUCCAUUCUUUAGAGCUCUACAAUCCUGAUAUUGACGAGUGGUCUUAUCAGCCGGCUAUGUUGGAUGCUCGCAGUGAUUUGUGCUCCGUCUAUUUUGAUCAGCGGAUUUAUGCAAUUGGAGGGGUUAACUCGAAGGAGGAGCUGCGAUCGGUGGAGAGAUUCGACCUGCUCAACAGGAAAUGGGAGAGAAUGUCCAGCAUGUAUGCCCCCAGAGCAAAUGCAGGUGCUGCCUUACUUGCUAAGGAGAUAUUCGUCGCUGGAGGUCAGGCCGGGAAAGAAGUCAUCAAUGGAGCUGAAGUGUACAACCCAGAGCUGAACCAGUGGAAGCAGAUUGUGUCUCGAAUGGGAAGCCCUCGCGUUGGCUUGGCAAUGGUCUCUAUCGGAAACCUCAUCUAUGUUAUGGGAGGAUCGAAUGGCUCGGAAUAUCUUGACAGUGUCGAGUGCUAUGAUCCAAGCACGCUCAAGUGGGUACCUGUCGCUAAACUACCGACAGUUCGGUUUGGGGCAGCUGCCUGUGCCCUGUCAAAGAGGGACCAAAUAGCAGCAGAAUGUAUUUCACCUUCAUAGUAUAACUAGUAUAACUUGUGACCUCAUAUUUACAGGAUUUGCACAUUAAUUUUUUUAUUUUGUAGUGCAGAGCAAUGACCCUUUACCAGUACAGUAGUAAUAAUUUGCAAUUUUGUAUCUAUUUUCGAUGACCCUUUACCAGUUGCAGUAUUUGUGAUCCAGUUUAUGGUUUAUUCUUGUGAGA